Cuscuta epithymum is the source of this 1197-nucleotide messenger RNA. NCBI's taxonomy places the organism in Eukaryota, Viridiplantae, Streptophyta, Magnoliopsida, Solanales, Convolvulaceae. The record is from the annotation of a GenBank genome assembly.
CCCAAACGUUCCCGGCCAAACUUAUAUACAGUAUUUGGGACUUUCUUUCUUUCCCACCAAGCUAAGCGUAACGUAGAAUCAUCAUAUCCAUCAAUGGAUACCCCAUCAUCAUCAUCUGAGACCAUUAUCAUGGCUGCCCUCUCAAGUUUAUCACCCUCCGUCCUCUUCCAUCUCACCCACCACCUCACCGCCAUCUUCCGCUACCAUAACCGCCGCGUCUCCGCCCUCCUCUCCUCCCCAACCCUCUUCUCCCUCACUCUCCACCACCUCCACACCCUCUCCCUCCACCAAAAAUCCCUCCUCAUCUCCCGCCACCUCCUCUCAAACCUCUCUCUCUUGGCGUGCCACGCUCAACAUCAACACCCCCGCCUGCUCCUCCCGCCUCCGCGCUCCGCCACCUCCAUGAAUCUCCGCGACAUCGACGCCGUCCUUCUUCUCCUCCUCCUCUGCGAGCUCCACCAGAGCGAUGGAGAGGCGCUGGACGCCCCUCCAUCGCGGUGGCGUGAAGCGCUUUGUCGUCAUGCGACGAAGAGCGCGUUAAAGCUGUCCAAAAUGGGAGUCUCCACCGUCGAAGUGAUAGUCGAGUAUGUAGAGCUGGUGGUGAAGUGCAUGAACUUUGUGAACGCGAUGGGUUGCAGCGGCGGAGGCGAUGAUAGCGGAAAGGAGGGGAGAGACGUGGCGGCUUCAGUGGCGGCGGUGGUGGCGCUGCCGUCGGUGGAAGUGAGGGAUAGGGGGCGGGAGUGCGUGAUAUGUAAAGAGGAGAUGAGGGAAGGAAGAGAUGUGUGUGAGUUGCCAUGUCAGCAUUUGUUUCAUUGGAUCUGUAUUUUGCCUUGGCUUCACAAGAAGAACACGUGCCCCUGUUGCCGGUUUGAGCUUCCCAGCGACGACGUUUCAGGCGAGAUCCAACGGCUGUGGCAGAUCCUUGCUAAGAUGAGCACUUGAUCGAGAUGCGGCAAAGCUUAUUAAUAUAAUUAGCUGUUUUAAUAUAAACAUUCAGCUAGCCUAAAAAAUGAUCCCUUAAUUAAUUCCAUCACCUGUUUUAAUUGGCAGCUUUGUUUGAAAUUUAGGAGCUAGUGUCCCCCAACUUUGAUUUAGUCAAUCGAUUCACGACUAAAAUUAAACAGCGGCGAAGUUCAUAAGUAGGAAUGUUCUCAAAAUAUAACAUAUUUGGUCCUAUAUUAAAUGCACAAAAGUUCC